This is a messenger RNA of Trichophyton benhamiae CBS 112371, 1326 nucleotides long. RefSeq lists its product as uncharacterized. Lineage: Eukaryota; Fungi; Ascomycota; Eurotiomycetes; Onygenales; Arthrodermataceae. The record is from RefSeq and is a predicted model, not a curated record. The transcript has a single exon. Bases 1 to 1326 code for a protein of 441 amino acids.
AUGAUUGAACGUACAGCUCAUGGGAAAGUCCGUCUCUUUGCUCAACGAGGCGUGGACAUCCCGCAUCUUCUUGCAAUGGGGAAAGAAGCACGUUUAGAACGCAUAUCCUCCUCAUCUACUACACCAACUCAGACACGAAUCCAGCAUACUCCACCAGAAUCACCAAUUCAAACAACAUCUCCAGUCCGUUCCCAGCUACUGCCGACACCAGUAUCUGACUCACAUGUGCCGCCCCCGCCAGCCAGAGAGUAUUUACCCAGCGAGACGCCGACACCAGCACAGAGCCCUAGCCAGUCUGCCCAUUACAAUUCAACGCCACCAUCAUCACUGCCGAGUCCUCUUCAAAGUGUCCGGCCAGAUGUAACUCCCCCUCCGCUACUAUUUCGGUUUUGGGAUGAGAACAGUGGUGGCGUAAAUUCUUCCAACAAGUUUGUCGCAGGCAUGUGGGAUCAAGAUGCAACUACCCCGAUACCCGAUCAUUCUACUAUUCAUCCCCGAAUAAUAUCUACGCUAGUUCGGAUGCAUCUUACCAGGAUCAAUGUCUCGUCAGCCUUUAUCUCCUUGUCUACCAGCCCCCUUGGGGUGUUCCAUCGCGCCCUUAGAGCCGGAAGGGCAAACAUUUCCAUAUUAGACACAUCUAAGAUGAAUCAGUCCCACUUGUUCUCUGUUAUCCCCUUUCUCAGGCACGAACCCAUCAUAUAUGGCAGUGAGGGGAAGUCCCGGUACUUUGGCCAGGGCGAAUGGCUAGUUUGGGGAGUUAUACCACCUGAGGCUAUCCUUACUACCUUCUCUACGGAUACCUUGUUUUCCAUCUCCACUGAAUAUCCCAGUAUUGGGAAGUUAUUGCAGCUUCAUUUGAUCAAAAAUGCGAAAUUCAACAGAGCCCCCCUCAUUAGGAAACUUGGGUCCAAAAAUAUCAUGGCGGAUAUGCACUCUGGACGGUCUGUGGGUCAGUUUUUAAAGUUACUCAAUGUUCCACAGCCGCAUAUAUCUACUUUAGCGAUGUUAUUUGCUACAAAGUGGUCAUGGAGAUCUCCGGGAGACAAACGUGCGGCGUUUUUGCAAGGUGUUCAACGAGGUUUCAUAAGCGCUUACAGCCUCAAACUCCCACCUCCUGAUGCAGAGAGUACUGAAAGUGAGCAAGAGGAGGAUGCAACAGGUCAAUACUACGAAGAACUUGAAUCUGAUCGUGAAGAUGAAAGCGCCGAAUUUGAUUGUCAAGACGAAGUACAAAAGGAUGCGGGGGAUGAUAUUGAUUUGGCCAGUGGAGUAGCUGAUCCAUUCGCCACGAAACGUGCAAGCAUUGCAGCAAUGUUGAAAUGGUAG